AUGUCAAACAAGCCUAAUUCAUAUGAUACAGUCAACCAGAAUCUACCGCCAAUUCAAUAUCCCAAACGUAAGAGGAAAGGGCUAUUUACAAAGGAUAUAGAAAACAUACUUUAUGCUAUGGGAGAUACACCAUUUUCGCAUGAAUCUACAGUUAAUGCAGUUGAGGACAUAUUGAUUGAAUAUAUAGCAACACUUGCUACGCAAAUGGUUGAUCGCGCAGUUUCUCAGGGCCGUCGAAAUAGAAUCAAGUUGAAUGAUUUAGCAUUUGUCUUGCGGAACGACCCGUUAAAAUUGAGUCGUAUGUUGUAUAUUUUAGAGCAAAGCCACAAGAUUGAGAAGGCAAAGAAGAUGUUUGAUGAUGAGGCUCAGGAUGGUACUGGGAAGAAAAAGAGAGAUGACGAAUAUAGUGACGGCGAAAGCGACGAGGAUAUGCAUGGUGACGGUAUAGAGAAGGAAGAACCUGAACAACCAUUAGGUGAGGUUGUACUUGAUGCCGAGGGUAAUUUUGUACGCCAUAAGAGAAAGUAUAAAAAGAGAGCUGUUGAGUUGGAUGAGAAUGGCAAUCCUAUAAAGAAGAAGUAUAAAAAGAGGAAACCAAAGGAGGAAAAGUGA
Lodderomyces oxycetoniae is the source of this 612-nucleotide messenger RNA. It is a transcript of the gene TAF19, whose product is annotated as Taf19p. Gene Ontology annotation, biological process: RNA polymerase II preinitiation complex assembly; transcription by RNA polymerase II. The transcript has a single exon. The coding region runs from base 1 to 612 and encodes 203 amino acids. Lineage: Eukaryota; Fungi; Ascomycota; Pichiomycetes; Serinales; Debaryomycetaceae. The record is from RefSeq and is a predicted model, not a curated record. Gene Ontology annotation, molecular function: protein heterodimerization activity. Gene Ontology annotation, cellular component: transcription factor TFIID complex.